CCGGGGCCUUUGCAAGGAGCUGUGCAGUGUGCGCAGCCUGCACAGUGCAGGUCCAUCGCCAUUUUAAUUACUGCCGUCUUGUCAUUUGACAUUCACCUUGAAAGUUCCGUGUUGAGGAGGGCGCCCUUGUCCUGUCUAGCUAAGCCAGGGGCGCCCCCUGCCCUUAGGUAGAUUGUCCAGGGUGGCUUCCUCGUCUGCAUCCUCCCCCAGACUAUCUUAUUGUGGUUGAGUCAGCAGCAACAUGGUUGCGGCGGUUCUCAAGGCCAGCGCCGUGGGGGCAUGGGUCAGCUCUUUUGGCAUCCCCUCCGGUCACUCUAGUCGAUGCAGCACCUGGGUGUCGCAGCUGGCCUUCGAGCCGGCAAGAACCAGGCGUGUUGACAAUGUCGCCAUCCGCUGCGCCCAGAGGUGGCCUCUGGCGCCGUCAGAUUCUGGGCUGAGCGGCAGCUUUAGAGGUGACAGACUGGGGUGGAAGGUCGUUGUACCCGAGAAAAGCACGCGGACGAGGACUGUCAGGGUUUCUGCUUCUUCGCAGGACGACGCGAAUCUGCCAGAUCCUUUUGACGGCAUUGACCUGGACCCCGGCGUCUUCAAAGAGCAGACGUUCCAGAAAGUCAAGGCGCAGUACAACCAGCCGCUGAACCUGGACGACUUCCUGGGCGACGAGGCCCUUAUGGCCGAGCGCGAGGGACAGCAAGUCUUGGGGAAGCUGGUCCACGAGCGUUUCGAGGUGCAGGAACUAGUAGCGGAGGGCGGGCCUGUCCAGAUUUGGAACUGGAUGAAGCGCGCACAGGGCAUGCUCGGGGCCCUGGCCCUGACUGUUGUCAUGCUGAUGCAUAUGCCGGGACCACCGAAGCCGCCCGUGAUGCGGGAUCUGGCGCCCCACAGGAGGGCCGUCAAGGCCGCGGCGCCCCGCCGAGGCAGGAAUGCUGCGCUGCGAGGCACUCCUCUGAAUGAACAUGUCUCCCCCAUGGAAUUGUUCCCCCAAGCCAUCAUCGCCUGCAUGGUAUUAGCCACGAUGACUCACCUCCUCAAAAACGCCGGCCAGCAGACCCCGAGGCUCGUGCAAAAGGAGCCGAAGAUGGCCACGGGCAUGACUGCUUUCCACCUGCAUCUUGGCAUCUCGGGCUUCGCUUGCUCCCUCCGCUACGACUUGGACGAAGUUGGCAGUCAGCUGGACGAUUGGGGCCACGUGCAGCGGCCUGAAACUCUCAAGACGAUCGCGCGUGUCCUGAUGAGGCACUUGGAGCACAUUGUGUAUGCGGGCAACCAAGUCAUGCCCUCCAAGCAUCCGUUUGCGUACCAGACUUUCAUCAACAACUGGGAGCAUGCGGAUGCAUCGCACAUUCGGCUGGCGCCCACGAAAGAGAUGCUGCAGAACGUCGGCAAGGACUACGGGCGCAAAGUUGAGGAGCAGAAGAGGAUGUUGAUUGACAGCUACAAGGCAGGCUACACCGUGGUGACGCUCUCCGGUGCAGUGCGGGGACGACUGUCUUUGCCGCAGGUGAACAACUCGCUGAACUUGCACGACCUUCUUGCGACCCUGGAGGUCCUCGACCCCGCGAAUGUAAAGCAAUUGAAGUUGAGCUGGAAGCCUACUUCCGGCGAGACGCUGCCCGAAGAGACGAUGCUCACGUACUUCCCCCAUAUGACGCUUCUUGCGGAGCCCGCGGCAAUUGUCUGAUUGGCACAAGAAACAUCGGUGCAAGAAUGGUACACUUCUUUCAGGGUAAGGAAUCUAGGACGGGGAACUGAAUGGUGAACAGCUCUUUGAGUUGCACAGCUCUUCGAGAGCUGUUUUAAUCGCGGGUGGGCAGGUCGAGUCUCAGUCUAGUCGGACUGUGGAUUCCUUGUUUUAUAUAGAUAAGCCUGGUGGUUGGAUCCUUUAUGAGGUUAAGGAUCCGUACAAACAUACUGCGCUAGGAGAGUUGGGGAGGGGUGAAGUUGUAAUGGCAAUGUACAUUAAGUCUGUUAGGCCGUUUUGAUUGGAUGUUGUGCAGACUGUGAAGCUUUUGAUCACAUGUGGCAUGCUUUUGUCUAGCCAUCAGAAUCCGUUGACAGAUCGUUGCGACGAGGCGUCCUGCUGUCCCGGUGC
Messenger RNA from Klebsormidium nitens, 2092 nucleotides. Lineage: Eukaryota; Viridiplantae; Streptophyta; Klebsormidiophyceae; Klebsormidiales; Klebsormidiaceae. The record is from the annotation of a GenBank genome assembly.